AUGAAAGGCGUAACAGAAGCUAAUACCCAUUCAAACGCGUUAGAAACAGUCGAUGUACCUCUGAACACUACUUGUGUUAUCGAAACGCGCUACUCUAGCAACGAUCCUCCGCUGGCAUAUCCCAUCGUUCAAUGUGUCCUUGACGACCUGGCUUCGUUUCGUGCACCCCGUGACUUGUUGGUAGGUCUUGGUGACGCAAUGGAAGCACACCAGAUGAUGUACGACGUGCACGGUGUUCUUCACCGUGACAUAAGCGCAAGCAAUAUUCUACUAACAGACUCACUCGUCAACAAUCGUCGUGACGCGUGCUAUGAAUGGGAUCACACGGCCAACUCGAAUUCGAAUAUGGGGCACGAUGCACACGGCACACAGCGUUGUGGCUCUAACACAGCUGAAGCUUCAGUGAAGAUUGGACGCCAAGUUCAGCGUGGUAUUCUCGCCGACUGGGAUCACUCCCUGAGCACUGACAGGGUAAACCCCGUGGGUAUACACCAAAUGAGCGCCUGGAGAUCUAUGUCGACCCACCUUAAGAUGAGCCCGGGAGCCGCUCACUCCCUUGUCGACGGUCGUGAAUCGUCUCUCCUCGUGCUCAUGUACAUGAGCAUUCGAUACCUCCGAGACCCCAAGUCCUCCGCAGGAAACGUCAAGUACUACCUUGAACAAUUUGACGAAGUUCAAGAACGGGUUGGUAUGCCUCACGUAGGAAAUUAUGCUUGGGAGCAUAUCUACUGUUCCGGUGGCCCGAAAGUCCAAUUUCGCUAUGGCCCCAUUCGAAGGAUUAUCGAGGAACUCUGCGAAUGCAUGGCGGCACGGUAUGAUACGGUCCCAGUAUGCUUUUUCCAUCGCCCCACUUUCGCUCAAGAACUCAAGCAAAUGAUCCGUGACGAUGGCGCAGAGUCUCUUGAGGCCCCCGCGUACUUUUACGAGACAUUUCGAGAGUACGCUUCCAUGUGUCAUUGA
Molecule: messenger RNA, 960 nt
Organism: Pleurotus ostreatus (oyster mushroom)
Lineage: Eukaryota; Fungi; Basidiomycota; Agaricomycetes; Agaricales; Pleurotaceae
Exons: 4
Coding region: 1-960 (319 amino acids)
Biological process (GO): protein phosphorylation
Molecular function (GO): protein kinase activity
Source: RefSeq, a predicted model, not a curated record